Molecule: messenger RNA, 348 nt
Organism: Aspergillus oryzae RIB40
Lineage: Eukaryota; Fungi; Ascomycota; Eurotiomycetes; Eurotiales; Aspergillaceae
Exons: 3
Coding region: 1-348 (115 amino acids)
Source: RefSeq, a predicted model, not a curated record
AUGAAGAAAAUUCAAUGCCAUGGAAAGCCUUAUGAGAUUGGGAAGGCACAUGGAGUGGAAGCGCAAGAACCGAUCCGUCGCAGUAUCUCGUUCUAUCAGAAGAUGUUUGUUCAUACUUGCAAGCUGGAAUGGAACGCUGUUCGUGAAAUAGCCAAGGACUGGCAGAGUGAGAUUGAGCAAAAGUGGCCAAGAUACUACCAUGAGAUACAAGGAAUCUCUGAUGGUGCUGGGUUGCCCUUCGUUGACAUAUUGGCUCUCAAUAUUCGAACCGAGAUCGCAUUCGGAAUGUUCAACGAUGGCUGCACAAGCCUAUAUUGGAAAACUCAGAGCAAUUCCUUUUUGGCUUAG